This is a messenger RNA of Carcharodon carcharias (great white shark), 1343 nucleotides long. Its product is annotated as V-type proton ATPase subunit G 2-like. The transcript is spliced from 3 exons. The coding region runs from base 1 to 357 and encodes 118 amino acids. The record is from RefSeq and is a predicted model, not a curated record. Gene Ontology annotation, molecular function: proton-transporting ATPase activity, rotational mechanism. Gene Ontology annotation, biological process: proton transmembrane transport. Lineage: Eukaryota; Metazoa; Chordata; Chondrichthyes; Lamniformes; Lamnidae. Gene Ontology annotation, cellular component: vacuolar proton-transporting V-type ATPase complex.
AUGGCCAGCCAGUCACAAGGAAUACAGCAGCUUCUCCAUGCUGAGAAACGAGCUGCAGAGAAGGUUGCUGAGGCCAGGAAACGGAAGGCCCGGAGGCUGAGGCAAGCUAAGGAGGAAGCGCAGGGUGAGAUUGAACAGUACCGUCUGGAGAGAGAAAAGGACUUCAGACAUAAGCAAGAAGCGGUUAUGGGGUCCCAAGGUAACUUGGCAACGGAAGUCGAGCAACAGACACGUCAGAAGAUCCAGGCAAUGCAGGCCAACCAUCAUCGCAACAAAGAGAAGGUUCUUCGCCAACUGUUGAUGCUAGUGUGUGACAUCAAGCCUGAAAUUCACCACAAUUAUCGUAUUAAGAUGUAGGCGAGCAUCAAACAUGACAAUCCACCACUGCACCAUCACCAGGACCUCACCAAUAACAGCUACCCGCUCGUCAAAUAAAUCAAAGUCCUUCUGGGCUAAGUCGUGAUCAACUGGAGCAUUACUUCCCCUCAUUUAUCUUGUACCCCUUGUAUGUUAUAAAUCAUUGUGUCCCUUCCAGUUUCCCAUGGUAACAAUUCAGAAUAUAUAAAGUUAUGUAAAAUGUGCUGCAUGUUCAGAGCCAGAAAAACAUUUGUCACCACUGUUAGAUCCAACAUUAUGUAAGUUCAUUCAGUUUCCUAUGUCCAAUUUUUGAGAAUUAUGGAAGAUUGUUGCUAAAUUGCGGAAUUUUCCCCUCAUAUCUUGCAGAGAAAUUGCAGAUACCGAUCCUCCAGCACCAAAUAACAUUAUUACAUUAUUUUUAAAUCGCUUAUUAUCACCCUCUUCUCAAUUUACAGAGCUAUUCCUCAUUCUCUCACCCGCAUAUCACACUGUCACUCUUAGAGUCAUAGAGACCAUUUGGCCCAUCGAGUCCAUGCCUAGGUCCUGCUGGUACCAUUCUUCCCUGUCCCAGUUCACAUUGGCACGUUUCCCACAUCCCUAUCUGGUUUAUAUUGCAACUUUUCUCUUUGAUCGAUGACCUGAAGCCCACCUUCAGACUUUCCCUUCUCUCCCGAGGCACAGCUGAGGUUAAUAACUCAGCAUGUGAAGUAUUGCAGGUGCAAUAACGUUCUGUGAUGCAGUUCCAUACAGCUACGCAGUACAAACCUGUUCUAAUAAUUCGACUAUUUGAUGAUUUUAAACCAUGAAUAUGAUUUCAUACUAGACUCCAUAAAUACCAAUAUAACUACAGGUGGCCAAGAUCAUUCAAUUUUGCCUCACAACAAAAUCCAAUCAACUUACCAUAUAUACUUACAAACCCAAAACUAACAAGAAAUCUCCACAUUUGUUAUAAUUAAUUCCUUACAUUCAUAAUUAAUAUACUUACA